Haliotis rubra (blacklip abalone) is the source of this 1527-nucleotide messenger RNA. Its product is annotated as solute carrier family 49 member 4 homolog. Gene Ontology annotation, cellular component: membrane; intracellular membrane-bounded organelle. NCBI's taxonomy places the organism in Eukaryota, Metazoa, Mollusca, Gastropoda, Lepetellida, Haliotidae. Gene Ontology annotation, molecular function: transmembrane transporter activity. Gene Ontology annotation, biological process: transmembrane transport. The transcript is spliced from 10 exons. The record is from RefSeq and is a predicted model, not a curated record. The coding region runs from base 5 to 1171 and encodes 388 amino acids.
GAGAAUGUGUAUGGUUAUCACAGUGCUGGGUUUGGGAUUAGGCUGUGGGAUCCGAUUGAUUCCUACUCAACAACCGUCAUUGCUGCAUCGGUGGUUGAUCAACGCUGGUCAGAUACUUAAUGCUAUCGGAGGACCGGUCUGCACGAGCGCAAUGGCGCCGAUAUCUUCACAUUGGUUUCCUCCACACGAAAGGACAACAGCGACUGCAAUCCCGCUGAUAAUCAAGUUCCUGGUUCUUGCUGGCUCUUUUAUCAUUGGUCCAAUUCUGGUUCCAGAUGCAUCUAGACUGAAUCAGAAUCGUACCGCCUCCAAUACAACAUUUAGCCUUGAAGAUUAUUCUGAUAUUGGUGAAAGUGGAAAUCGCAGCAAUAUUUCAGGGCAUACCGUGGAGGAACUGAAAAAGGAUAUCUAUUUCUACCUUGAACUCCAGGCUUGUGCGGCAGGUGUAGUACUCGUGCUGACACUAGUGUACUUCCCCAGCAAGCCACCGACGCCGCCAUGUCGCUCAGCUGCACUGAAGAGGGAAGACUUCCUACCUGGACUGAAGCUACUUGUUGUAAAUGUCAACUUCUGGAUCCUGUCUGUAAUAUCCGUUCUGGUUGGCGGGUUUAGCGGGGCGUGGAUGGGUGUGUUCAGCCUCAAUUUGAAAUCAGUGGACGUGAGUCAGAAGGAGGCAGGGUGGAUCGGCUUCUACAGCUACGUGGCGGUGUGUACGGGGAUGCUGAUUCUGGCAAGAUUGACCGACUACUUUGCUCGCUAUAUGAAGUGGUACAUCUCGGGCUUAUACUUGAUAUCCGCAUCCAUGUACUUAUGGUUCGCUCUCAUCUGCAUCAAAGUGGCGCCGUUUUCUUUGGUGAGUCUGUACGUGUGCCUCCUGAUCGCCCAGAUGCCGCCUACUGCCUGUGCCCCGCUGUUCUUCGAGUUGGCGUGUGAGGUGGCGUACCCCGUCGGGGAGGGGACAGCAAGCGUUAUACUGACCUUCACAAACCAGAUUGGUUCCAUUGUGUUUCUCUUUAUAAUGAUGAUUCCACAUGUUGGUUCAAUGUGGCUUAAUUGGGGAAUAUUUGGAGCAGUGGCAUCAACGCCGUUGUUCUUACUACUUCUUCGUGAGCGACAUCAACGAUUGGAUAUUGAUACAGAACAUACCCCUGCCAUGAAAAAGGAACACUGAUUUAAUAGUACCGCUCUCGAAAAUACACCACUGUAUGUCCUACAUUGUCAGACAUCGUUAUUAAAGUAUAUAAGACUACACAUAAUAAGAACUUUUGAAUCAAUAAUAGUUUACACAAUGUCUAAUAUAUCAUCUAAAUUGCCUUACAAAAGGAAAGUGUACAGUCGUGGUUAUUCAAUAGUAUUCGAUAGUCAUGUUUUUGAUAGGGAUAUAGUAGCUGUAGUUGGCACCUUAAGUUUUCAGUGUUUCGGCACCUGUCUCAGCCUACUUACGUUUUCAUUAAAAUGUUGGUCAAAUCCAAUUUUCAGGUGUAUAUUUUUCCCCCGCCGCAACGCGGAACGGGGGACCAUGUAUUC